Messenger RNA from Coregonus sp. 'balchen', 4427 nucleotides. Lineage: Eukaryota; Metazoa; Chordata; Actinopteri; Salmoniformes; Salmonidae. The record is from the annotation of a GenBank genome assembly.
CAUAGUCUGAGGAGGAUUCCCAAGUCUGCUCACCUACUGUAAGAACAAGGAAACGAGACGUGGGCUUCUUACAGCGAUACAGUAAGUACCUACAACCUUCCCUCCCUUUAUACUCUGACUGUCUGGAGGCUCUCAGAUCUGAUGAGAUAGGAGCUACCCAAUGAUUAUGGAAUAUACAUAAAGCAAUACACUACAUUUACAUUUUACAUUUUAGUCAUUUAGCAGACGCUCUUAUCCAGAGCGACUUACAGAAGCAAUUAGGGUUAAGUGCCUUGCUUAAGGGCACAUCGACAGAUUAUUCACCUAGUCGGCUCGGGGAUUAGAACCAGCGACCUUUCGGUUACUGGCACAACGCUCUUACACUAAUGAUGCUGAAGUUCUAUAUUGUCUAUUUGGAUGAGAGACAGCUUUGGCUAAGCAAGAAGGCACUGUGUUGAUAAUAUGUUAUUUGAAAGGUUUGAGUUUGAGUUUGAGUUUAUUUUUACAGGGACAGUGCACAUUAAUCAACGUUUCAGUAAAAGUGCCGGUUUUAGCCAGCCGGCUAAUUUUCAACCGCAGUCCCUGGGCAGGUUAUUAAAAACAAUUACAAUAUAGACAAUAACAACAUAGAACAAGACAUAGCAUACAGACAUAGCAACAUAGGACAAGCAAGACGUAGCAUACAGACAGAGCAACAUAGAACAAAAAGCAGCAAGACAAAAUUCAUAAAAGCAACAAAGUGUUUCCACACCUCACAAGUUACAGACAACAGACAUGGAAAGCGGCAACACACAGCUAGGGACCAUGUUCACAAAUCUGAUUGACCUUUAGCCAUGUCUUCAAGCAUUUUGUGAAAGUGUGAUAUGUGGUGCAGUUAUGUGUGUCUGAUGGCAGUGUAUUCCAGACAUGGGAAGCUCUCACAGAAAAAGCGGAUUUACUAAAUGUGCUUUUCCUUAGGGGAACUACACAGUCACCUCUCAUGGCAGACCUUGUGGAUCUGCUGCCAUAUGUUUGGGUUUUCUGUUUAACAAAAAUACUGAGUGGAGGGGGAGCCAAGCCAUUUAGGAUCUUGAAUACAAGACAUGCAUCGGUGUAUUGCACAAGAUUUUCCCAACUCAGGAGCUCAUGCUUUCUAAGGAUGUGACAGUGAUGAUGGCUAUUGGGCUUCCUAUCAAGCACUUUGAGAGCCUGUUUGUAGACAGACUGAAUAGGUCUUACUGUUGUACAGCAAGCUUGGGCCCAACUAGCCAAACAGUAUGUUAAGUGGGGGAGUAUCAUAGAUUUGAAGUACAGUUUUGCUACCUCUGUAGUCAAACAAUUUCGUAUAAAUCGGAAAUUAGCUAGGUUGAAUUUGGUUAUUUGAAUUACCUUUUUCACAUGCUUUUUAAAAGAGAGGUUGGAAUCAAGUAUGAUGCCAAGGUACUUAAAAUCAGAUACCCCCUGGAGCUUCUCCCCUGACACAUAGACUUCUGGCUCAGUAGCAUCUGUUGCCCUCUUUGUGAAGAACAUGCAAACAGUUUUUUUCACAUUGAGAUGCAAACACGAGUCACUGAGCCACUUUGUAACCUGGACCAUUACAGUAGUGAGUUCUUGUGCAGCUUGUUGUUUGCUCUUUGCAUGCACAUAUAUCACUGUAUCAUCUGCAUACAUUUGAACUUCAGACCCAGUACAGACAGAAGGCAGAUCAUUAAUGUACAGGCUGAACAGGAGGGGCCCCAGUAUUGACCCUUGGGGCACACCCACAUCAUAGCUAAGAGUGGGCGACAGUUCAUUGCUCACUCUGACACACUGAGUUCUGCCUUCAAGGUAUGAUUUCAUCCAUCUCAAGGCAUCGGGGGAAAAGUUGAACUUGGACAAUUUUGUGAUGAGAAUCUCAUGGUUAACAGUAUCAAAAGCCUUCCUUAGGUCCAGAAACCAAUCCGUUUAGAAAAAGAACUGUAGGUGAAAAAAAGUUUUUGAAUGGAUGUAGGCUGCUUUAGCGAAAGGCUUUAUAUGCAGAAUAUCAAAUUUGGGUACCGAGAUCAACUAUUGAUUCAACAUUUUAUUUCAAAGAUGGUGGAGUGACCUAUGAAUGUCAACCAUUUUGCAGUUGACUAAACCAGUAAGGUAAUGAUGGAGGUUGAUGUAACUUUAGAGCACCAUCUUGAGAAGGCAUACUCAAAAAACUAACUAAAACUUCAGAGUUCUGAAUGGGUUGAGUAGACUGUGAAUGUCAGUCAUCAUGACCAGUACAUUAACUACAAAUAUAUUCUGUUUCAUACAGCUGGUUCUUAGCAGAGAGCAUAGCCAUGCAAUGCUUAUUAACAUUUUAAAAAGUCUCUUUUCAUUGUAAUUUUAAGGUAUGCUGUAUCACCAACCGUAACUAUCUAUGUAUUACAGAGAAUGAAGUUAGUUGCAGUGUCUGCUCUGUGCCUGUGGGGGGUGCUGUGUCUCUGUGCCAGUGUGAAGGCCAUUGGGACUUUAGAGCUGAUGCGAGAUGCAGCAGGUAACAGAAAACCUCAUGACGCCUCAGUUUUUCUCUUUUAUUUUGUAUGUUCUCCACCCCAAACAUAUCUUAACAAUCAAAUGUAAUGUCAAACUAUUGGUCCUGCUUCGACAAGUUUUGACCCCUACUCUCUGCCUUCCUCUACCUCCCCUCUCACCUUCCUCCCCUAUUCUCCCCCGUGUCCCCAGUGGCCUGGACUGGGGUCCUGCCCUGUGGGAAGUGGGACUGUGAGUGUGCCUUCAAGAGCCAGCAGGGCUGCUGCUGUGUGGCCAAUGAGAUGAGUACGCUUGAGGACCAAACCUUCAUGCGCAUGGUGGACAUGUGGGAGCAGCUCAUCCGAUUGGACAACGACAUAGAGGAAGUCACAGGUACUGGAAAAUAAAUCUGUUUCCUAGUCAGAUUAAGUCAGGAACCAUUGUAGAAAGCUUGACAAAUCCCUAAUGUUCAAGUCCCAGGCUCCUAACUUCUUCUGUUCUCCUUCCCUCUUUCUGUGACUCAGGCAACAAUAAGAUUGCGUUCACCGCGGCGAUGAAAUCUAGAAGCGACUGCUUCGGGCCCUUCACCAGCAACGUGCCCAUCCGCUACUACACUAUCUCUCUCAACCAGGGAAAUGGAUACAAUGAUGCUCUGGGUAGGACGCCACACUGCGCUGUCACGUCAUUUACCCACAUACUUACUGGAUAAAUAACACAACACAACAUAAAACACACAUGCACAUACACACACUCACCCCCACACCCAUUUACACACACUCUCCAUCUCCCUGUGUGUGUCCUCUAUCCAGGUACCUUCACCGCCCCCCGCGCCGGCCUCUACUCCUUCUCCUUCACGGCCUACUCCAACGUGGGUGUGGACGGCGAGCGUCUCUACCACAAGGUGCAGUUGAUAAAGAACAACGAGGUGGUGGCCUCUGUGUGGGAGGACAACCGGGAGGACAUGGAGGACAGCAGCACCCAGUCGGUGCUGGUGUCUCUUCGCCAGGGCGACCAGGUGUACGUGGAGCUGCUCUCCGGCAGGAGUCUGUGUGGCAACACCAAGGAGUUCAACAGGUUCAGCGGAUACCUGGUCUACCCCUUCACACAGGAGUAGAGGAGAGAGUCAUACACACAUGAACACACACGUACAUGCAUGAAUACAUACACACACACACACAAACACAUACAUGCAUACAAAAAGACAUACGGCUAUGGCACGCACAUGCACACGCACACACACACACACACACACACACACACACAUAAACACGCACACAUACAGUACCAGUCAAAAGUUUGGACACAGCUACUCAUUCCAGGGUUUUUCUUUAUUUGUCUAUUUUCUACAUUGUAGAAUAAUAUUGAAGACAUCAAUUCUAUGAAAUAACACAUAUGGAAUCAUGAAGUAACCAAAAAAGUGUUAAACAAAUCAAAAUACAUUUUAUAUUUGAGAUUCUUCAAAGUAGCCACCCUUUGCCUUGAUGACAGUUUUGUACACUCUUGGCAUUCUCUCAACCAGCUUCAUAAUGAAUGCUUUUCCAACAGUCUUGAAGGAGUUCCCACAUAUGCUGAGCACUUGUUGGCUACUUUUCCUUCACUCUGCGGUCCAACUCAUCCCAAACCAUCUCAACUCAUCCCUAAUCAAAAUAUAUUUUGAUUUGUUUAACACUUUUUUGCUUACUACAUGAUUCCAUAUGUGUUAUUUCAUAGUUUUGAUCUCUUCACUAUUAUUAUACAAUGUAGAAAAUAGUCAAAAUAAGAAAAACCCUUGAAUGAGUAGGUGUGUCCAAACUUUGACGGGUACUGUACAUACAGACACAUACACAAACAUACUGUAUAACAGAUCAACUCACUGGCAUACUGAGAAUGACAAUACGAAUUUGAUGAAAUUAUACAAUUCUGACACUGUUAACGGAAGCAGAUAUUCAAACAUUGAUUGACAUCAAAACUCAAAUGCAAUUCUACGAAGAGCCAGAGCCUCAAAUUAA